Gryllus bimaculatus (two-spotted cricket) is the source of this 8108-nucleotide messenger RNA. The record is from the annotation of a GenBank genome assembly. NCBI's taxonomy places the organism in Eukaryota, Metazoa, Arthropoda, Insecta, Orthoptera, Gryllidae.
CUGUCCCUGAUUUUAUGUCCUUUCCCCCCCCUCCCACCGAUGAAGCGAUCGAGUUCGGCUUAUGUCGUUAUAGUUGGUUCCAGACGUACAAGUUUGACGUGACGUGACAUGCUUUUGCUUUGGUGUUUGUUGUGCUUGGACUUUGCGAGAGAGUGGAACGAUGUAAACAAUACCAAAGAACAAUGAAAUAACUCGCAUCUCUCCUCUUUAUAUGCAAUUUUUCGCCGUGAUUUUUCUUAUUUAUUGUCUGCCCCAGAAUUCAAGUAUCGUGGGAAUCUGAAGGCUGUAUUCCGUUCAUUUUCUCACGGGAACAUAAUGACAAAAUUUGACAGCAUCCAAUCUUCAAGGGGGAAGAAGAAAUUGAGGCGUCUAUGUUCUCAACACAUUUCAUGAAGUCCCCUUAUUAGCUGUCAUUUUUAAGAUAUAAUAAAAAUUGAACAAAAAUGGCAGUUGCUCAAGAAAUUGAAGACUUUAUGCGAGGACCUUUGGUUACUUGGUUUUGCUCGUGCCUGGAUAAUCCUGAUCGGUUGACUGAAUAUGAAGAUUUAGCUGAUGGAACCCUUAUCCAUGAGGUUUUGCUCCAAAUAGAUCCAGAGCCUAUGCAUCAUGGCGUUUCACCUAGCCAUGGGAACCAUGUAAUCAGAAUCAAGAACAUGCACGUGCUCAUCAAGAAUAUCAAGUGCCUGUAUGAGGAGGAGCUGGGCCAGGUGGUGCUGGUGUUGCCAGACUGCGUGAAGCUAGGCCGAGAGCCGGAUAGCAAGGCUGGCUUGGAGAACAUGCAGCUCUUGUUACUGUUGCUCCUGGGCUGUGCUGUGCAAUGCCCCAAUAAGGAGACCUUUAUUGAGCACAUCAAGGCGUUGGAUGUGGACGUGCAGCACGACAUAGUGGAUUGCAUUAAGCAGGUUACUGACAAUCAUCACAUAGUUUUGACACAAGAGGCGACUGAUGUCUUCCCAUCUGAUUUGAUGGUGAAUCACAUUAGAAGAUUGGUCAAGGAGAGGGAUGAUUAUUUGCAGCAUUGGACCAGCUUAGUCCUUCUGGACAGAGGGGAGAGCUCCGUAUCCAAUGGGUCUCCGAGCGAGGCCCAGCGGAAAGCCUCUGCCUCAGGAGGUACCAGUGGAGACUCGUACCACUUGGCUGUUGAGCUGGCAGACUGGAAGGCCCGUCUUCGGAAGCAACGCCAGGAGUUGGAGGAGAAGUCUGAAGCUCUGGCAGAGUGCAGGGAGGACCUGGAGCAUCAGAAGGCUCUUGUUACACGGCUGCGCCAAGAAGUUCAGGAGCUCAUGCAGGACGCUCGAGCUGCAAAGGCAUAUAGGGAUGAGCUUGAUGCUGUCAGAGAGCGUGCUGAACGGGUUGAUAAGCUGGAGGUGGAGGUACAGCGCUAUCGAGAAAAACUAAGUGACAUCGAAUUCUACAAAACACGAGUGGAAGAAUUGAGAGAAGAUAAUAGAGUCCUGUUGGAAACUCGUGAAAUGUUAGAGGAGCAGCUGGCAUCUGCAAGGCGUCGAGGUGAUCAUGUUCUGCAAUUGGAGGGAGAUGUUCUCAAAUGCAAGCAGCACAUUAAUGAGCUAACAUUAGAGCGAGAUGCUCAGCAAGACAAACUCCAAGAACUUUUUGAAGAGAAUGCUCAACUACAACUUCUGGCACGUUCAGCUCUUAAUGACAGCAGCAGCUCAGCAACAAAAGGCGAUGGGGAGAGUGAUGGUGCAGAUGUUAUGGAAGGAGGAUCAGGUGACAACAGUCUGUCUGAGCAGCUGACAAGCAAUGCUCAAGCCAGGGCAUUACGCUUGGAGCUUGAGAACAAGAGGCUUCUCUCAGCCAUAGACAGUCUGAAAGAAUCUUCAUUUCACGAGAGCAGUAACAAAAUUUUGGAGCUGGAAAAGGAGAAAAAGAAACUGUCAAUAAAGGUGGAGAAGAGCCGUGUGGAGGAGUUGGAGAAGAGUCUGGAGGGUGUGAGCAAGGAGAAGCAGCAGUUGCAGAGCUCUGCGAGUAGCCUGCAGAGGCGCUUGGAAGAGCAGGAGCGGCUGGCCAACACGAGCGCCCAGCAGGCUGAGGAGUGGAAGGCAGAGGCCCAGCGGGUCCCAGCCAUUGAAGCCACGUACAACGAAGCUAAGGCCAAACUGGAGACUCUGGAGAGGGAGAAUGCUGCGAUGCAGAAGGAAGUGACCCGUCUGAGGAGUUUGGUUGAGGAGAAGGACGUAGCUCUGGACCAGAGGACCAGUGAAGCUACUGUGCAAGAAAAGGAACUGGCAAGGAUGAAAAAGGACUUGGAUGAUGCCUUCUUGCAAAUUACAAGGCUACAGGAGGUGGAGCGAGAGGGUCAGGAGGUAGCAAGCAGAGCUGCAGCUGACCGCCAAGCCCUCAGUACUCUGCAGAAUGAACUGGUGAGGCACAAGCUAGGGGCACAGCAGCUGCGCCAUGCCUUUGAGAAGUUAGGCUUGGAUCCUGACCAACUGCAAGAUCCGGAAACUGUUUUAGACAGAAUUCUUCUGAGCCAGGAAGUGGUGCGUGGUGUGAAGGAGCUUUUGGAGAAAGAGGGAGCAGCAGGGGAGCCUGUGGGUGCAAGUACUGACUCUGCAGCUGGCAUCAACCAGUCCAGUGAAGACUUGCAGUCAGAGCUGUUGGCACUGCAAAGCACUGCUGACACUCUCCAGUCUGACAAUGCCCAGCUGCAAGUAACUGUGUCUACCCUCCAGUCACAGGUCUCGUCGCUCUCUACUCAGUAUACAGCAUUGCAGCUAGCCAAUUCACAGCUGGCAGCAGAGAAAGAUGAGCUGAUGAAGGAAAAAGGAUUGCAGCAGGCUGCACACAACCAACUUCUUAAGGAUCAAGAUACUCUCCAGUCAUUGCAUGAAGUGCUUUCUACUCAGUAUGAGAGCUUGUGUGUCGAGCGAGAGGGACUAAAGGGUACCAUACGUGAUCUUCGUUCAGAAAUACGAUUGCUGAAGACUCAAAACGAGAAACAACAUGAAGAAUAUAUUUCUUUACAACAGGAGAGUGAUAAAUUUAAAACUGAAUCACAUUCUUUAGGAAAUCUCAGGGCAGAGCACUCCAGUCUAAAGGAUGACUUCCGGCAGCUAUUUACUGCUAAUGAAAAACUACGUAAGGAGUACCACAGUUCACAAUUGGAGAAUAGGACGAUGAGAGUGGAGAAUGGAAAUUUAAAGCUUCGUCUAACAGAGCAACAAGGGGAAUUGGCUAAAUGCAAUGAUCACAUUACAGCUUUAGAAGUAGAGCUCUCCAAGAAGAAUAACAAAUUUGAGUUGUUGCUGCAAAUGAAUAAUUCCUAUGAAGAUGAUAAGAGAGUCCUCAUGGAUCAUAUGUCUCAAAUGCUGAGUCAAAUACAUGAUUUAGUCACUCACUCUCUUGAAGAUAAGCAGCAUUAUCAUAUGGAAGAGAAAAUGUUGACAGAUAAAUUAAAUAAUAUUCGCCGACAAAAAGAAAAACUAGAAGAAAAGAUAAUGGAACAUUAUCGGAGACUUGACAGCUGUUCAACCAAAAAGAAAAGUUUUGGAGCAACCUUAGUGAAGCGUGUUCGAAAAGCUGGAUCUGAAUUCAUGAGUAAGGUUCCUCGAAACCGGAGAUCAUGGAGAGAAGAUUCACAGCUUGAGGAGCAUCCCCAGCCUUGUCACGGGUCCGAGUCGGGAGAAGGUGGCAAUGAGUCGGACACUAGUAUGGAUGACGCUCGUUCUCGUCUUCUCAGAGAUACUCAUAAUUCUGAUGGUUUUACCCAGAGUUCCUUAAGCCUUGGUAGUGCUGGAACAAGGAGAACUGUGAAGAUUCAAGAUGAUAGAUCUAGCUUCCAUGGAACAACAGAACUUCCAGACACAUCGAAUUCACAACAGGAUCAGAGCAGGUUUCUUGUUUACAACCGGAUAUCAACCGUGAUUGGUGGCGGAGAUGCAGGUGUGGCUAGUCAGAACCAAGCACUACAUGAAGCACCCAGCCAGGGCAGUUUAUUGUCAACACGUUCCCAUUCUCCAGCACCAGGAGAUAAUAAACGUGGUGGCCCUUCUCGUGCUAACAAAAGUGGGAAAACAGACAACUCUGUAUGGUAUGAAUAUGGUUGUGUGUGAAGGUGUGGAGCACAAUUUGUAGUUUUUUAUAGCUUAUAUCAUGUAAUGACCUCGGAGCCUGAGGGCAUUGCCUCAGUUGAAUUUGAAAUGUCUGGUCAAUGUUCAAAAUUUUUGUUGGGCAUUUCUUUGCAUUUGUAGACAUUGCAGAACAUUCUCAUACCAAUUAAGAAUAACUCCAUUAUGUGCCUACAUUUCAACGCCAGGUGCAGAGAAAGAAAGGUAUGACAAAGCCUACAUAUGAAAGGGUUGGAGGUGUUUAGAGAAUAUUGUUAUUUAUUAUCAGGUAUAUUUGCAACCAUGCAUUUUGAGAGUCUAUUCAAAGGCUAUAACCAAGCCCUUUUUUCAAGGAGUCUAAAUGAAAAUAUACCUACAAGUGUCUUGACUAGUGGUUCCACCCCUUGGGCAAGGUGUUUACAGUGGCUUGAGGAUAUUUUUAUAAAUAAUUUAUUUACGAAUUAUUUUUCUUAUACAUCACUGUGUGGUAUGCUUUGCACACAACUGCAUAGAUUUUACUAACUAUUUUUAGCUUUAUUCAAAUAGAUUCAGACACCAUCCGGGCUGGUCAGACUGAACAAUCUGGUUUUUAUGUGACAGAUGAAAUGCUUUCUAUUCUAUUCUAUAUUAGUUUUUUUAAUAAAAAAAUAACUUUUUCCCUCAUUACAAAAAAUUUUAGAAAAAUGUUUUUAAAAAAAAUUAGAAAAUGUACAUGUUGAUAUAAUUUUUAGAUCUAAUCAAAGAGAAAAAUCAAGCUUCCUAAUUCCUACCAAUAUCUAAAUAUUCAUCUUUUCUUCUAGUUAUUUACUCAAUUAUUUUCUUGACCUGAAGUUGACAAAAACUAAUUUAUUAAAGGAGCCAGAUUUUAUUCCAAUAAUAUUUUCUCUUUUUCUGAAUUUUAAAAAUAAUUAAUAUCUUUUGUGUAAACAGAUGGUCCUAUUCUGAAUUUUUGUUCAGUAGACUUGCCAUGGGUAUUUUUGAAUUAUUUCUUAAUUCUGGGGUGGGUCAAAUAUUUAAUUGGUGUCUGUGUGUAUUUGUGUACAUUAUCCUGUAUUAUUUAAAGACUGCUUUCAUAAGUUGUCACAUUCCUGCCUUAUUAAGGAAAAAUGAGACUGGAAUAAAUGGAAAAUGUUGAGGACUAAGGCAUGGCUGUACCUUCCUUCAAAGUGAUUUGCAUUAAGAAUUCAGUUAAUCACUUUCAAUGUAAAUGUUGAGGGUAUUACUCAUCUUCUUGGCAGCAGUAUAUUCUGCCAUGCUUUGUAGGGAAUAUUAAAGGUUAUAGUUCCUUAAGAUGGAAUGUCUAAAAUGACUUCAAAUGAGUCCCUAGAUUAAAAAUAUUUCACUCGGCAAAAAAUGUGGCCUUGUUUGUUUCUUCAGUAUAAAUAUAUUCAUAAUUUGUCCAUAGCCUAUUUGUAAAUAAUAUGUGCAUGAUCAAGUUUUAAAUUAUUUAUUUUAUAAAUUUAUGAGAAAAAUGUAAUACCAUAGUUCAUAAUUCCUAUUUUGUUCUGCUGACAAAUAAUAGAAAGGUGUCACUAUUUGUAUGCAGAUAAUGCUAUUAUUUGCCACUAUAAUGGCUAUAAGUGUAUCUCAAUUUAUGGCAUGCUAAGUUUUUUAAUACUUGCCAUAGAGCAAAAUCAACUGGGGAAGAAAACAUUGUUUUAAAACGGUAGUUUCGAUUAAACUUCUUGGAUUAAAAGUGUGUGAUCUCUUUGACUCAACAUCUAUAUUGGGAAGUGUUGGGUGAACUACCUGUUUAAGGAAAUUGGAUCAUGCACAAGAAAUAUGAAGUAAAUUUUCACAUUCUCCCUGUUUAUUUGGCCAAGAUUAUGAUACAUAAACCUUAAUCUUAAAAAAGAAUGAUCUGCUCUCCCUUCUUUUCAAAAUAUAAACGUAUCUCUUUGUAAAUCAUUUUAAAAAUGAAUUGUUCAUGUACUUUUGCGAAACAAUUGAAGGCAAUAUGCAUAAAAUAAGUAUUUUGUGAUUUGAACUUGAAAGUAAUUAGUUUAAUUUUCAUUUCUUACCAUAGUUUCAUGUAUUCGUUGUAGUAGUUAAAUAGGGACAAAAGGCCAAGAGCUCUAAAAUGUAUACUAUGGCUCAGUGAUUUUUUUUAAGUUUUAUAUGCAUGAUUACUAUUUUCUUUUUUCUUAAAUUAGCCAGGCAGCAGUGAAAAAAGACCUAUUAGUAUUUAAUAUUACAAGACAGCACAGGGGCUCAUGUAUUUUUCUUCUCCAUAUCAAGGAGCACUCAAACUUCUGAAAAAGACCAAUAUCAUUCUGAUUUCAUGUCUCACUGCCAUUUCAUGUGAAUUCAUGCGUAGACUGAUUUACACUACUAGGAUUUAUAUCUGUGGAUCACCUUCUUUUCUCAAAACAAUGUAAAUUUGUUAUGCACAUCAAAUUGAGUUAAUGAUCAGGUGUGAUAAAGUGAUCUUGUAACUCCUUUCUGAACCAAUGUUACUCUUGUCACUUUUGAUCUGGAUUUCUUUGCCAUUAGUUUAAUAUGCUUAUCAGUAGUGGAAGUUGAUGCGCCAUUGUGACAAAAGCCGGAAAAUUAUUAAUUAUUUAAACUAAAGCGGAAAGCCUAAAAAUAUUUAAAUUUUGAGAAUCUCUACAAAAAAUGUUUAAUUAUAGGCGCAUUGCGAAUUUUAUCUGAAAUUGGUAUUAAUAUGACAAUUUCCACAAAUGAAAUUACCUCAAAAAAGUUUCGAAUGUGUCAAAUAUUAAUUAUAUUGUGUGCUACUUUUCAAGUACACAAAGAGAGUGCUUCUUUGUCAGUUGUAUCAACACCUUGUGGCUUCGUCAAAGAAGAUGCUUAAGUAAUAACUUUUUUUUUUUAAUACACAGUCUUGAUUGGUUCAUAAUAGAUGUACAGUUCAAUGCAAAUUUUAGUGUUAAUUUCGUGAGUGGCAAUUAGUCAUCAAGAUUCUUUGUUCUCAAUGUCUUUAUGAAAUUCAUAAAAUCUAGAAGACGGAUUCUUAACUCUAACAAGAGUGAUAUUCUCAUCUUUUGCCAUUACUUUUGACUUGCUGCAAAAGAAUUUGGUCUUCCAAAUGUAGUUGUACCAGUUUUUCCGAAAACUCAAAAAUUCUGAGAAAAUGUUUGUUUAGUUUUGUAAAAUUGUGGUAUUUACAUUAUUAAUUCAUUCGUUUUGAACAUUAUGUUGCCGAUCCAUAUUACAAUUUCUUCACUUUCUAUCCUCAUGUUUCAAUCUUUCCAAAGGAUAUAUUUUGAAUAGAAUUGUAAAAGUAUACGAAAUGAAAUGGCAAAGAGAUAUUUAUAAACCGAAUGCUUUUCAUUAUGCUACCUUAAAAAAAUUAUGCAUUCAAAACUUGCCUCUCUGAGUUAUCUUGAUUUAGUUAGAAACUUAAAUUUGUUGUCUCAAUAAAAUUUACUCUUACCAAUCUCUUCUUGAGAGUAUCCAUUUAAGCAAUAAAAAGUAAAUUUUGACAUGACAUUUUGGAACCUUGUUAUAAUUGGAGCGGGAACAAACCAAAAAGUGCCUUUAAUGUAGUUAGUCGCUAGAAAUGACGUGAUAAAAAAAUUAAUUGGUUGGAAUGCCAUUACUCAAUGAGACUUACGGAAGUUCCGCUUAAGAAACAAAAAAUACCAGUUUUAUAAAUUAUUUGUAUUUGACUAUGAAGAGCAUUUAAGAUAACAUCAUUAUGUAGUCAUCUAAAUAAUAUUUCUAUUACACAAAUGCAUUUACAUUCUUUUGGUCUUCCAUAUUUUUUUAUGCCGAGUCAGCUGCAUAACAAUUAGUGUGUCAUUACACCUUCUGCCCACACAGUUACUGGCAAAUGAGUUUACAUUUGUUUACAGACUUCAUGAGUGAUUUCAAAAGAAUGUUUGAAUGUAAUAAAACAUUUUAUAGUAAGAAGUUUGAAUGUUAUUUAUAAUGUUAUGUCUUUAAUACACAUAUUUUUAAAUUUAGAUUUUUAAUUUAAUUUUUGUGAUUUUAUUUUGUAUUGUGAAUAAUGUUCCAUUUUGUAGUUACCCAAGCUAUAUUGAAAUGCUUAUAAAGAAAUAGAAGGAAUGAAAA